AUCUGUUCAUGAUCAAAAGCAGAAGUACGCCACUUACAACAGAGUAAAGUUAUUUUCUCAAACAUUCGCACCACUUAGAAAACAUCACUAUUCUCACUUGGUUGUUAGAACAUGGUGAGGUUUGUCUAUAAGGAGCAGUCGGAGAUCACUAUGGACUAUGUAAAUAUACCCGAAGCAUCAGCAGGGCGUGAUGCCCUGAAGAGCUGUUCUGGACAGGAUGGUGGAGUGACUGCUGCAGUUCCUGGGAGAAAACUCUACCUAUGUGUUGCUGUGAGCUUUGGACUUUUGUGCAUCCUACAAGCUGCCCUAAACAUUUCACUGCGCCACACUCACUGCAGUUCUGGCAGUAAGACACCAGAUAAAGGUGCCAGCUGCACAAAUGUGACUGAGGAGACUGACGAGCUGAAGAGAAAACUGAUUAACUAUGACAACUAUUUCCAACAAGGAUGGGUGUAUUUCCAUCCCAGUUUCUAUUACAUUUCUUCUAUCAAGAAAUCGUGGACAGACAGCAGAAAUGACUGCCUGCAAAGAGGAGCUGACCUGAUUAUCAUCAACACCAAAGACGAACAGGAGUUUGCAAGAAAAUUCCACAACCUCCCAUGGAUUGGACUGACAGACAGAGAAAGCAAAGGAAUGUGGAAAUGGGUGGAUGGCACGCCACUGACUGAAAGCUACUGGAGCCCCGGAGAGCCCAACGCUUAUGAAGGCAAAAGAGAAGACUGUGUGGACUUCAGGUCCCAUGAUCUGGAAAACAACUGGAAUGAUUUAUCAUGUGAAGAACACAAUUUCUGGAUCUGUGAAAAGAUGAUAGCUUUAUAACUCAGCAUAUAUACAACCCUGAAAUGCUGAAAAGCACUUUAUGGUCAGUCUGGGUGCAGAAAUUCCACUUUCCCAAAACCAUUUCACAAUCCUGUGACUGUGUACAUGUGAAUGAUGAACCUGUACCCAUGACUUUAUGGGGAAAAUAAUCAUUGAGAUAGAUAAAUUCUUACUUUCAACACAAUAAUUAUGUUAGCUUGGUUGCCCUGCACUUCAAACUGCUGCUAUAGAUAACCCAGUAGCGUUAUUCCUGAAAACACCCAUAUAGCCUAAUUUCUGGAUGUGCUGUUUAUGUCUGUUGAUACUGUAAUGGUAUGAAAACUAACAGUCAACACUGACUUUUUUAAGUUUCAUAAAUUUUUGUGACUUAACUUA
Acanthopagrus latus (yellowfin seabream) is the source of this 1194-nucleotide messenger RNA. Its product is annotated as CD209 antigen-like protein E. The record is from RefSeq and is a predicted model, not a curated record. The coding region runs from base 112 to 819 and encodes 235 amino acids. NCBI's taxonomy places the organism in Eukaryota, Metazoa, Chordata, Actinopteri, Spariformes, Sparidae. The transcript is spliced from 6 exons.